CUCAGAUCUUGUAGAUCAAGUCAUUAUAUUUGUUUCAAUUUAGUCUUCUUUCCUAAAUAAAUAUACUAUACCACCUGAUUUGCUCUUUUCGAUGCUCUUAUUCUUCAGUAUCACAGGCUGAAGUAUCCACAUUGCGUACAUGCGAUGGGAUCCGAUGGCACGUCAGAAGUUGAGGUUAAACAUCCGAAAUCACGGAAAAGGACGAAAAAAAAAGAUAAAUCAAUAGAUGCAUCAGAGGAUAAUAACGAUCAAUUAACGGAAACUGUUGAGCAAAAUGUAAUACAGAAAAAGGGAAGGAAAAGGAAACAAAAAGCAAACAGUGGCCAUAACUUAAAUGGUACUAAUGAUAAGAAGAUCAAGAAUGAUAGAGAGGAAAAUGAUUUUGAAAAUGACGAAAUCACUUCUCCAAAAAAGAUUAAAAAAUCAAGUUCUGCAAAUGCUGACAGUGACUCGGACAACACAGAAACUCAGGAAAGCGAUACAAAGAAGCCAAAGCAACCUUCUAAGAGGCAAAUGAAAAGGGAAAAGGCUGAAAAAAAAGAAAGUGAAAAGAAGGAAGCCGGUAGAUUGGAAGCAAUGAAAAAAGGACUGAACUAUGUUUCUAAGUGGAAACAUGCCAGAAGUGAAUGGAAAUUUGAGAAAUUAAGACAGAUUUGGUUAAUAGAUAACUUGCUAGAUGAAACUUGCAUUCCAGAUGAUGUGUUUCCCAUGGUUCUAGAAUAUUUUGAAGGGUGCAAAGGAAUGGCCAGGGAACAGCUGUUAAAAAAAGGAAUGGAUGUUAUGAAGAAAGUAGAGGAGAAUGAAGAGAACAAAGAUGAAGUAGAGACUGUGGCUUACCAAAGGGCACGAAAGCUUUUGCAAGCUUUACCUACUGAAACAUAAUUAGCUCAGCAUGUACUGAAAGAAAUUGAACGAAUCAUUUUGUAUCUUACACUAUCCUA
Dufourea novaeangliae is the source of this 941-nucleotide messenger RNA. RefSeq lists its product as uncharacterized. Lineage: Eukaryota; Metazoa; Arthropoda; Insecta; Hymenoptera; Halictidae. The record is from RefSeq and is a predicted model, not a curated record. The transcript has 5 exons. The coding region runs from base 145 to 882 and encodes 245 amino acids.